AUGAGAUUUAUUCGCCUAUUCUUCCUUUCCGGAAUACUCGUUGCUGUGGUGUACGUGUUGGCAAUCGGCAUAAUCCACACCAGACGCAAUGGCAAAGAGGUGGAGGUGAAGGGGCUGAUUUACUACAGCAAGUACUGUGCAUGGAACGACAGGAUUGAUGCCAGUGAAGUAGGGUGGUAUGAGAUGCGUCUGUGCUACAGAAUCGCUUCAAACCCUCCCAUUGCACCGACGUCAGCGCCCACAAUUGAGGAGUGGAAAAUCCGUAUCAACGGGAGCAGGAAAAGCUUGAGAUUCAAAGACUUGGCAAACAUUCCAGAUGCCGAGUGGUUGAAUGAUUUUGAC
Messenger RNA from Hydatigera taeniaeformis, 342 nucleotides. Lineage: Eukaryota; Metazoa; Platyhelminthes; Cestoda; Cyclophyllidea; Taeniidae. The record is from the annotation of a GenBank genome assembly.